Messenger RNA from Centropristis striata (black sea bass), 1440 nucleotides. RefSeq names its product MAM and LDL-receptor class A domain-containing protein 1-like. Gene Ontology annotation, cellular component: membrane. Bases 11 to 1054 code for a protein of 347 amino acids. NCBI's taxonomy places the organism in Eukaryota, Metazoa, Chordata, Actinopteri, Perciformes, Serranidae. The record is from RefSeq and is a predicted model, not a curated record. The transcript has 8 exons.
CGGCAAAGGAAUGGGGGAGCUGAACGUUUACCAGCAGAGUGAAGACGGAAAGCAAGUUCUGAUUUUCUCUCAGCAAGGAGACCAGGGCCGGCUGUGGAGGUUCGCUCAGGCAUCACUAGUCAACCAGGUUCAGAUUUACAGGAUCGUGGUGGAAGGUGUGAAGGCUGGGCCGACUCACGAGGGAGACAUGGCCUUUGAUGACGUCCAGCUGACAGACUCUCAGUGUUCUCAUCCUGGACAUUGUGACUUUGAGAGCAACAUGUGUAGCUGGAGCAACCUGGGAGGAGGAGUGGACCAGGGAGACUGGCUCCGUGGCAGAGGAGACUCCCCAAACCCAAACACAGGACCCAGUGCAGACCACACCACCAACUCUACACACGGUCACUAUCUGUACGUGGACAGCUCAGUGGGCGAGUGGGGCGACAUGUCCUUCCUGAUCAGCGAAAUGUUCCACACGGACAAUAGAGGUCACUGUUUGAAAUUCUGGUACCACAUGUAUGGCAGCCACGUAGGGACUCUGAGAGUUUACUUAAAUGACCGAACGAUGCACACCGCCGGCAGUGAAGAACAGAUCCUGAAGUGGAUUGAAACAGGAAACAAGGGCAACAGGUGGCUGGAGGCCACCGUGUCUUUGAAACAUAAAGAAGCAUUCUGGCUUGUGUUUGCGUACCAGCGGGGGAUGAGUACAGGUGGGGACGUUGCUCUUGAUGACAUCACCAUCCUCCCUGGCGGCUGCUACUCAGAGCCCCCCAUUUACCCUCCUGAUGAUAACAACGACAUGUUGUCCACAGGUCUGGCUGUUGGUUUGACUCUGCUUUCUGGAGUCAUCAUCUCCGUCUUCCUCUUUUUGAUGAACAAGAAGUGGAGUAGAAUAAAUCAGCCGACUCUGAUGCACAACGAUGAUACGAUUGACCAGAACGCCGCACUUGACCUCUUUGACUGCAAAAUAGAUGGCACACAACAUGGAACUGAAUCAGACUUUUCCUUCUUCAACAAUCUGUAUGAUCCGUCGACACAUGAAACUGACGUCACAGUUGCUUCAUCUGAUGCUUAGUACUAAUGAAUAACCCGAAAACCAUUUUGCCAUGUUGUAAAUCUUAGUUUAGAUAGCUUGAUUUAUAAUUUAAUUUAAUAAUAAUUUAAUAAUUAAUCAGAAGAUGACAUUGAUAUCAGUGAGGCAUCUUGAGAAAUGGAUCAAAUGGUAGUUAAAUAAGAAAGUAUCAGUUAGUUAUAAUUACGACAACUACAAUGUUAAUUACAUGAACAUACUAAUUGCUUACCUAUAAACUCAUUGACUGAGGGUUUGCAAACAUUGAAAGUAUAAAUUCAUUUUUAUAAAAUGGAAUUAAACAAAUACCCUGUACUAAAUUGUUUUAUGUUGUUGCUGAUGUAUAACCAGUUCUCAUGUUGGAUUAAUCUGUUGGACGAGAGUUGACAAGU